Messenger RNA from Helicoverpa zea (corn earworm), 1910 nucleotides. Its product is annotated as androgen-dependent TFPI-regulating protein-like. Gene Ontology annotation, cellular component: membrane; endomembrane system. NCBI's taxonomy places the organism in Eukaryota, Metazoa, Arthropoda, Insecta, Lepidoptera, Noctuidae. The transcript has 4 exons. The record is from RefSeq and is a predicted model, not a curated record. Bases 122 to 874 code for a protein of 250 amino acids.
UACAUUGGUAUCAUUUAAAGUUCGAAUACGCGCGCACUGACCGCUGCGUACGAGCGUCCAUUUAAUUUUUUUCAUAUUUUUGAACGACAUUCUAAAUUCAAGUGUGUUAUUUUUUUUAAUCAUGUUGAGUUUAGACUCUCCUAUUUUGGGGACUGGGUUCAUGAAAGAAAGUAAAACAUUGUUAAAAGUGAGAUUGUGGUUUUAUGCGUUCUCGUAUGUGCAUUUAGUCACAGUUGCCACUUCGCUGUUGACUAUUGACUUUGGUGCUCAUGAUGAUCCGGAUAUCCAGAUGUACCAGAAGAUCAGGUUUAAACUGAUCACCGCUUGGUUUAAUCUCUUCACUUUGGUAUAUUUUCCGAUAUGCUUCUACUGUGAUUGGAGGGAACUUAGGGGCGAACAUGAGAGGAGCCAUGUGAAACUUCUGAAUCAAGUUAGAUACUUGUGCUUCACAAGCAUCCUUCUGCCGACCACUGCGUUCGGAGACAUCCUUUUCUGGCGAGUAUGGAAUUCUCAUCGAGAGCUGAUAGCACCGCCUAGUAUCCACAAAAUAGUGCCUUUUUGGUCCCAGCACUGCAUGCAUACGGUCUCGUUAGUGGUCGUGUUAAUGGACCUAGUACUGGUAAAGAGAGAGAGGCCGAAGAGUAAUGCGUUGAACAUCGGGAUUUUGACGUGCUUCCUCGUCGCUUAUAUUGUGGUGUGCGUCCAAAGUUUCCUGAAAGGUGAAUACGUUUAUCCUGGCCUCAAGCUGUUCACAGGACUUAAGUUCCCUGUGCUCGUAACUUAUGUGUUCGUAGAAAAUCUCUUCUACUACACCAGUCAAUGGUUUAUCGUCGACAUGGUAUGGGGCCAAGGAAAUAUGAAAAAAGUUAUAUGAAAAAUCUAGUUUUUAAUUAAUAUUAAGUAGUACUACAGUUUGUGGCCAUAUAAGUUUGCUAUCCUAAAGUUAACCAUUUGACUCUUUGAGCUUUCGUAUACAAGUAUAUCGAAAAGCAUUGCUUAAUGAAAAGCUAAAACACUGCUAUAGAUAAAAGCACAAUGCAAAACUUGUGUGGAUAUUAUCUUUCUAAAGAUGUAUUUAUUUAUUUAUUGAUUACUUUUUGCACAAUGCACCACAGCGAACUUAAAGCCUUAGGCUUUUUCUAGCAGUCUACUUUUCGGUGGUGAAGAAAUAGCAGUGGUAGAUGCACAGCUUUUUUGAUAAUCAUGGAUAACAACAAAUACAGAUAACAUACAUUCAUAAUAUUAUUUUUGACGGGUAAGUAUUUGAUAUGUAGAAAAAGUUUCUGACAUAUGUGGACAAAGACAUGUUAUGAGUUAGAUGAAUGGUAAACUUCAGAAUUGCAAACUUAUGUGGCGCGAACCAUACCGCUAUAUAUUUGGUAAAGGAUUUUUGCUAAUGUUAGAGGUUCAGUUAAUGUAUUCAAGCAUAAUUUUACAUGGUAUGACGACGGUUGAAGGAAGUUGAUUGAACGAAUUCUAAGCUACGUUAGAUGAGAAAUCUUGAUUAAAAUAAUUAGUUUUCGUCAUUGUUAUGAAAACAGGAAUAUAAUUACAAAAUUAUUUGGUAAUGUUUUACUUUUCAUUGUUUGAAAUAAAAUAUUUUGGCUAAUUAUUAUAUUACUGAUAGCUAUGUCAGCCCUAAUAUGUGUUUUCGAAAUGUAUUGAAUACAUAACUUGUAAUAUUGAAUUCUCCUGGCGAGACAUUAAACGUGAUAUUAAUAUAAUAUAAUUUAAUGAUUCCCACUAACAAUUUCCAAUUAUUAUAGGUACCUACCACGAUUUAAAAGAAUCUUAUGUUAAAAACCUUUUUUAAUGAAAUUCCUUUGUAUUUAUUCUGUUUAUAUAACAAUAUUUCAUUUAAUAUAUAUUGAACCUUGCAGUGGAGAGGUAAAUAAAUAAACCGAAUUUAA